Messenger RNA from Mucor mucedo, 2284 nucleotides. Its product is annotated as rab-GTPase-TBC domain-containing protein. The record is from RefSeq and is a predicted model, not a curated record. The transcript is spliced from 6 exons. Lineage: Eukaryota; Fungi; Mucoromycota; Mucoromycetes; Mucorales; Mucoraceae. Gene Ontology annotation, molecular function: calcium ion binding. Bases 119 to 2206 code for a protein of 695 amino acids.
AUCCUCAAUUUUUUAACAUAUUCCUCAGGCUGAAAAAAUCGACGGCGAUCAGUUCUGUGAAACUUUAAAAAGCUUGUUACUAAAACAAGUACCUACCUUUAAAAGAGUCAAACCAUUUAUGGCAACUUGCGAAUCGGAACAGUUAUUUAAAACGGAUAGUCUUGUAGACACCAAAAUCCAUGUCGGUGGGUUAGGUAUGGACUAUGGAUAUCCUGAGAAUUCAAAGCGAUCUAAAGAUAAAAGCAAGACAAAACUUUGGAAGUUAUACUUUCAAGAGAACGGUCGGAACUUGACCAUGGUAAAAUUACCCACCUUUGGAAAACUUGUUCGGGUGGGCUUACCCAACUCAUUAAGAGGUGAAAUAUGGGAAGCUGCCUCAGGUGCCAUGUACCUGCGUUUUGCUAAUCCAGGCGUAUACCAUGAAAUACUCGAGAAGUACAAAGAUCAAGCUUCCUUAUCCACCGAAGAGAUUGAGAAAGAUUUAAACAGAUCGCUUCCUGAAUACCCAGGCUAUCAGAGCACAGAAGGCAUUAAUCGUCUAAGACGUGUGCUCACCGCUUACGCUUGGAAGAAUCCUGAAUUAGGCUAUUGUCAAGCCAUGAAUAUUGUAGUAUCAGCCCUCUUAAUUUACACGACUGAAGAGCAGGCCUUUUGGAUCCUGCAUAUUCUCGUCGACCGCAUGUGUCCCGGUUAUUACAGUACCAACAUGUAUGGCGCCUUAUUGGAUCAGAUCACAUUUGAGCAGCUUGUAGAAAAGACUAUGCCACUUUUAUGGUCCCAUUUCAAAAAGACCAAUGUCGAGCUCUCUGUCGCUUGUCUCCCUUGGUUUCUCAGUUUGUAUAUUAACUCAAUGCCCUUGGAAUUUGCUGUACGUGUGCUGGAUAUUCUAUUUAUGGAAGGCCCAAGGAUUUUAUUUCAAAUUGGAUUGGCAAUACUAAAGAUAAAUGGCGAAGAGCUUUUGCAGACAAGAGACGAUGGUGCCUUUUUAGAUAUUUUGAAGAAUUUCUUUCACUAUAUCGGUCAACUGGAAGAUAACGGCCGGCAUACAAAAUUAACAAAAUUCAAUGAAGUCAUGUUGACUGCGUACCGAGAGUUUUCUCUUGUGACUGAAGAACUGGUGAUAGAACUACGUAGUCAAAACCAGUUAAAAGUCGGUGCCGGCAUCGAAUCCUUUACAAAACGGACCGUCAUUAGGCAUUUGGACGACAUGGCUACUUUUAACAAGGAAGAAAUCGGUAUCCUCUACGACAAAUUCUUUGCCGCACUCUAUUAUGCUAAUCACGAAGUGGGUGGUAAACCAGAAUCAAAGAUGGAUAGAGAGACUUUUGGCAGUAUGCUAGCUUCCAUGACAUCUUGGGCAAGAAAAGUCCCUGUUAAUGACUCUCCAGACGAACACGCCGCUAGAGACGUCCGUAACAGCUUUUUAGAUCGCCUCUAUAACGUCUUUAUCGCGGACGCUCCUGAUCACCUGGUAGAUUUUCAACACGCUGUGCUGGGCAUGAGCGAAAUUUUACACGGGGACUUGAUGUCGCAUAUGGAUUGGUUUUUUAAUCUUUAUGAUGAGGAUAGAGACGGAAUUUUAAGAAGCAACGAUAUCAUCAACAUGAGUAAGGAACUUUACUGGUUAUUGAGUAUACUGAAAGAUACGGAUAUUGCUUGGGAUGCUGUCACAAGUCUGGUUGUACACAGUUGCGAGCAGUCGGACAUUGCAAAGGGAGAUCAACCCGAUGAAGCUACACUGACACAUCGAUUGGCAGAUUUAACCAUGACAGCCGACGGCGAAUCCUUCCAUGGACGUAUAAAGCAGCUCCAAAACGCUUUAUUAGCAGACAUAGUGGAUAUCACUUUACCUUCAUUCCGUAUGGUUGUACUUACGAACGAAUCCUUAGAAAUGCUGUUUGAUCAUGGAUUUACGAACAGCUUCAAGCUGGUGAAAUCUGCAGCUGAUCGUCAAAAGAGUCUAGGCAGAGAGUUGUUUGAGAACUUAUUUGCUGACGGACAAAAGUUAGCCAAGGACGCACCUAAAUUACACUCACCCAUCUCCAAACAGAAAUCAACAGCUUCCUUGAAUUCGAGUCCGAGUGGAAGUCCUUCCUCUGGUAGACUGAGGGCGUCUUCUACCGCUUCCAUGAGACCAGGCGAUCAAACGAACGAAGAAUUAGAAGUAGAUACGCUGAUGGAUGAAUGGGUGCAUUUUGACGUUUAGAAAAAGUUAUUUGUUUGCAUUUUUUUUUUUAUUGGCAUGUAAUAAAAAAAGUUUUUUUUUUUUGGCUAUUGUGUGACC